Talaromyces rugulosus is the source of this 3312-nucleotide messenger RNA. RefSeq lists its product as uncharacterized. Bases 1 to 3312 code for a protein of 1103 amino acids. The transcript has 6 exons. NCBI's taxonomy places the organism in Eukaryota, Fungi, Ascomycota, Eurotiomycetes, Eurotiales, Trichocomaceae. The record is from RefSeq and is a predicted model, not a curated record. Gene Ontology annotation, molecular function: ATP hydrolysis activity; protein binding.
AUGGCCAUUUUAAGAGAAGGAAACAUUAACAAGAGUGCUAAGGAGAAUGCAAAACAAAUCACACAGCUGACCAUAGCUGUCACAGAGAACUUCAAGAAAAAUCAGAUCUGUUUUACCGAGUUAAAGGAUGAUAUAGCACGUGUUCGCGAUAUACAGUCUGGCAUAACUGACGAAUUCGACCAACUGCACAGAAUUCAUCGCAAUGAAAAGAUCACUGCAGAGAGACUAGAAAUUUCGAAUUGGUUAACCUCGGUUGAUUAUGUCCUGCAGCAAGAUGACUUUAUCAGUCAACAACAAAUGGGGACUGGCCAAUGGUUUCUUGAAUCCACAGAGUAUCAGUCUUGGCUGAAAUCCAAUAAACAGACCUUAUUCUGCCCUGGUAUUCCUGGAGCUGGGAAAACAACCUUAGCAUCGAUCGUGAUCAAUGAACUAUGCAGCCAAGCCCAAAAUGAUCCCACCAUUGGGAUUGCUUUUAUUUAUUGCAGCUUUCGACGACAGGGUGAACAGAAGUUCAAUGAUUUGCUAGCUAGCCUGCUGAAGCAACUGGCUCAAGGCCGAUCAUCACUUCCAGACAUGGUGAAAUACAUCUAUGAUCAGCAUAAGAUUAGGGGGACACGGCCAUCAUCAGACGACCUAUUAAGAGCUCUUCAUCACACGGCUGGCUUGUAUUCGAAAUUCUUCAUUAUCGUGGAUGCACUUGAAUGUCAGGUUUCCGAUGGUUGCCGUACCAAAUUCAUCUCAGAACUUUUCAACCUACAGGCUCAACAAGGUAUUAGUCUUUUCGUGACUUCAAGACAUAUUCCAGAAAUCACGGAGAAAUUUCGCAAUAGCGAGUCAUUGGAGAUUCGCGCAAGCAGUGAAGAUGUGCGACAAUACCUUGAUGGCCAUAUUUCUCAACUACCAGGGUUUGUGCUUAGAAGCAUGGAGCUUCAAGAACAAGUCAAGACAAAAAUUACCGGUGCUGUUGACGGGAUGUUUUUGCUUGCACGGCUUCAUCUCAAUUCCUUGGUUGGGAAAAGGGCACCCAAGGCCGUACUUAAUGCUUUGAAUAAUUUAGCCUCGGGAUCUGAUGCAUAUCACCAUGCAUACAAGGACGUGAUUGAAAGGAUCAAAAGCCAGGUAAAAGACCAGGAAGAGCUUGCCAGGGAGGCUCUAUCGUGGAUUACAUGUGCCAGAAGACCGCUCUCUACGGCAGAACUGCAGCACGCUCUGGCAGUAGAACUCGGAGAACCGGAGCUCGAUAAAGACGAUAUUCCAUAUGUCGAGGAUAUAGUUUCUGCAUGUGCGGGAUUGGUCAUUGUGGAUAAAGAGAGCGAUGUUAUCCGCUUAGUCCACUAUACAGCGCAAGAAUACUUUGAGCAGAGAGAAAUGGCGUGGCUCUCCAAUGCUCAAUCCUACAUUACGGAGAUCUGUAUCACAUACCUGUCAUUCGACAUUUUUAAAACGGGCUACUGUACAACAGACGCGAAAUUUGAGUCGCGUUUACAGUCUAACGCUCUUUAUCACCAAGCCAUGGUCGUUUCGAAACGCUAUGCGGACGACCCCAUGUACAGCCAAAGAGCUCCAAACGGAAUGACAGGCACACAUAUUGCGGCUUUCUUCGGAUUGCAAGACAUAGUAAUCGUCGGGCAUAACCUAGAUGGUAAAGAUAGCCACGGACGAACACCGCUGUCAUACGCGGCACAGAUGGGACAUGAUAGGCUGAUUGAGGUAUUGCUAAAGAAUGACGGAGUUGAUCCUGACUCCAAGGAUCAAUACGGGCGAACGCCAUUGUCUUUUGCGGCAGGGUCGGGCAAUGAACAGGCUGUUAGGUUGUUUCUAGCUACUGGUAAAAUUAAUCCAAACUCAAGAGUUACCAACGGACUCUAUGAAGGAUGGACUCCAUUGUUAUAUACGGAACGGGCAAAGAGCGAAGCAGUGGUCGAGCUGCUGCUCACGAAGAAUGAAGUCGACCUUUUGGGUGCAGAUAAACCGGCAUCUUCAAGCAAUUACAAUCCGUCAAUGUGGGCAUGCUGUUCCUGUGAACACUCCCCUUUGCCUGUUAGCGCCAGUAAUCAAUUGCUUUUGUGGUCCAUAUAUCCUCGGGUUACCGAGAAGUUUUGGCGGAGUCGCAUAUGCGAACUCAUGCUUCUCGGACUCGAAAACAGCGUGGGUUGUGACUCACGGAUUGGUUGCACGCUGUACGAGGGAUGGACACCGUUAUGGUACGCAGUUGAAAGGGGUUACGAAGGGGCCGUCACAUUACUACUCGAGAACGACCGUGUCUGUCCGGACUCUAAAGAUAAUAAUGGCCUAUCACCUUUAUCAUUGGCAAUAGGAAAUAGACACGAAAAUGUAUUCAGGCUACUGCUCGCAAGUGACAGGGUUAAUCCAGACUUAAAAGUAGCCAGCGGGUAUUAUGAAGGACGGACUCCAUUAUUAUUGGCAGCAGAGAACGGGUACGAAAUGAUGCACCAAUGGACAGCAUUGUCGUUUGCGGCAGCGGCAGGACACGAUGGGGUGGUUAGAUUAUUACUCUCGAAUGAUGAACUGAAUCCAAUGUCUGCGGAUAAGUUCGGACGUACGCCACUGAUGUUGGCGGCGGGGAACGGGCACGAGUCUGUGGUAAAUAUUUUGCUCAAUACACACCGAGUCGACCCGGAAUUUCGGGAUUGGAAAUUUGGUUUGACGUCUUUGUCGUGGGCAGCAGGGCUCGGGUAUGAAAAUGUGGUCAAGCUGCUGCUCGCGACUGGGAAAGUCAAUCCUGACUUCAAGAGUUUUGAUGAGUUUCACAAAGGACGGACUCCGCUAUCAUGGGCAUUGAGAGGUGGUCAUAAAGAAGUAGUCGAAUUGCUGUUAGCGACUGGUAAAGUCGAUGCUGACUCAAAAACUACUAUCUUUGUUAAUGCUGGUCGGACAUCCCUGUCAUAUGCCGCCGAAAGUGGACAUGAAGACAUUGUCAAGCUACUUCUGUCAACAGGGAAAGUCAAUGCUGACUCAAAGACUACUGGAGGUGCUAAUGCUGGUCGGACAUAUCUGUCAUAUUAUGCUGAAAAUGGGCAUGAGGCCAUUGUGAAGCUGCUGUUGGCAACCGAUGAAGUUGAUGUUGACUUCAAAGCUACUGGUCAUAUUAAUAGAGGUCGGAAUCCGCUAUCUCACGCUGCUGAAAAUGGGCAUGAAACCAUUUUCAAGCUGCUACUAGCAACCGGGAAAGUUGAUGCUGAUUCAAAGGACACUGACUUUGAUUCUGGUCGAACGCCUCUGUCAUAUGCUGCUGAAAAUGGGCAUGAGGCUAUCCUCAAGCUGCUAAGGACUUGCCUCGCAGAUUCAUGA